GACAAUGACAAGGGCUCAAUAGCGAACGAGAAUCGAUCAAUAUUCUCUGCUCACGCUGUGACCCCAUACCCGCUUUCACAAGAAAAGAGUGAAAUUAAUGCAGAUUCGCUAGAUUUUAGUGAUGUGGAAAACUCAUAUUCACAAGAACUAUCAUCAGCUGAAAAUGUUAAUAAUGGAAUCAACUUGGGAGAAAUUAAAAAUAAGGAUGUUCAAAUAGUGUUUGGAGAAAUAACUGGGAACGCAUUUAAACAAGAUGACAAAAAAACUAUUAAAUUUAUAGCCAUGCAGUUAGUUCUUUCAGACCUUCAGAAACUAUUUCCCAAAAAUGAGCCAGUUGUCGAAGAGUUGGAAACUUUCGAAUUACUUGUGUACAUGUUCUCUCAAGAUAUAGUAAAUUUAUUAUUAAAUUCUGAAGAUUAUAAUGUUAUAAUUCAUGUUGGAAAAGAAGAAAGAGAAGAUCCAGUAUUAUUUAACAAUAAUAGUAAUAAAGGAGAAGAAGAAGAUAAUCUUGAAGUUAAUAAUAGAUACAUUAGUAGUGAUAUCAGAAAUGAUAGAAAUGAUAGAAAUGAUAUGGAUGAUUAUCAUAGAACGCAAACAUUUAAAGCUCAUUCAUUAAUAUUAGGAGCAAGAAGUAAUUAUUUCCAAACUGCUUUAUCUAAACAAUGGGCUAAAAAAGAAGGGGAAGCUAAUGUUUUAAGUCAACCUAAUAUUAGUCCUAAAGUUUUUGAGAUUAUAUUAAAUGGAACAAUAUCUCUAAGUGAUCGUGACAUUUUAGAAAUUCUCGAUAUUCUUUCAGCUGCGGAUGAGUUACUUCUCACAGAUUUAUUGGAUUACAUUCAAGAAUAUUUAAUAGAAAUCAAAUCAAGAUGGCUUCAUUCUUAUAUUAUACCAAUUUAUCAAGUUUGUUUGGCUCAUGAUUCUUAUCAAAAAAUUACUCCAAUUAUUAGUACAAUUACUCCAACUUCUCCAUUUGAAGAUUAUAAUAAUUUAACCAAUACUUUACAAGAUUGUAUUCCUUUAAUAAGAUUCUUUCAAAUGUCAAGUAUUGAUUUAUAUGAUAAAGUUUGGAGACCAUUUAGAGAGAUUUUACCUUCCAAAUUAGAAGAUGAUAUAGUAAAAUGUCAUUUAAAACCUGGUACCAAACCCGAAUUUGGGAUUAAUACUCCUCGUGGGAAUUCAACUUUAAUUGGUCAUCAACAAAUGGCUCGUGAGACUUGUUCAUAUUUGGCAAGUGCUAUCCUUGCUUUAACUGGGAUUUAUGGUGAAACCCUACCCUUAAAAAAAAUGGACUGCAAGUGUGGAAAACCCGCAAAACACCUGCAAACAAAAAAGGAAAAUGCGAAUAAAGGACGUUGGUUUUUUACUUGUUUCUCUAAGAAUUGUAAUUUUUUCAAAUGGGACGAUGAUACUCCUAGAUCAAGUCAGGAUUCAACGAUGAACUCGGGACCUUCAUCGAUGAUAACAAAUGACGGAAGUCAACCUACUUCUGUACAAAUAAAUUUUGAACUUUAUAGUAAACGUGAAUUUAUAGUUCAAGGAUAUCACCCAAAAUUAGUUGAUUUAUGGAAAAAUUAUUUUAGAGGAAGUUAUAAACCUGAUGGUAGAGGUUGGGUUUUACCUUUAUCAAAAUAUGAAGAAGCCAUUAAAAAAUUGAGAGAAGAAAAUUUUAAUUUUAAUGUAGAAAUUAAUGUUUCAUCAGAAUUAUGGUCAACCUUAAUGACAUUUCAAAAAGAAGGGGUUACUCAAACAAUAAUGAAAGAAGGGCGUAUUUUAUUGGGAGAUGAGAUGGGACUUGGUAAAACGAUUCAAGCGUUGACAAUUUGUCAAUUUUAUCAAUCGGAUUGUCCAGUUCUUAUAAUAUGUCCUUCUAGUUUAAGAUUGACUUGGUCAGGUGAAAUAAGAAAAUGGCUUCAAAUUUCAGAUGAUGAAAUUCAAGUUUUCUUUCAUACAAAAGAUAAAGUUCGAUCACCUAUUCCCAAAUUUGUGAUAACAAGUUAUGACCUUAUUGCGAAAAUGAGUGAAGAAUAUGAAGAUAAAUUUAAUAUAAUUGUUUGUGAUGAAGCACAUUAUUUAAGAAAUAGAACUGGGACACCGGCCUUAUCAAAACCCAGUGAGCUUUUCUCACUAGCAAAUGCAUUAGAUAAAUCCACAUUUGCCUCAUUUCCUCAGUAUGGAGCUCGAUAUUGUGCAGCUGUUAGGGGAGCGUUUGGAUGGGAUUACUCUGGUUCAUCCAACUUAUCCGAACUUAAUUGGUUAUUGGAGAGGACGAUUUUAAUUCGUCGACUUAAAAAAGAUGUUGAAUUACAAUUGCCUCCGAAGACACGACAGAUUAUAUAUGUUGAUAUUCCAGCAUCUGCUCUACGAGAGAUUCAAGCAUUACAAAAAGAAUCUAAAAAAUACCAUUCAAUUGCUCGAACAGCUACUGGAAGUCAAAGAAGGGAUGCUGAAUUGAAAGGGAAAGCAUUAAUAGUACAGAUGUGGUCUGAAACUGGUCGAUCUAAAGUACCCGCAGUGCAAGAAUAUUUAUAUGAAAUUUAUAAUAAUUCGGAAAAGAAAUUUUUAAUAUUUGCACAUCACAUUGAAGUUUUAGAUUCAAUAACGGAAUUUAUUGAAUCCAAACUUAAAGCGAAAUAUAUUAGAAUUGAUGGAUCCACCAAUCAAUCUCGUCGACAAGCUUUAGUUGACGAAUUUCAAGAUGAUAAACGAAUCCGAAUAGCUAUUUUAUCUCUUACAGCAGCAUCCGCAGGUUUAACUCUCCAUUCUGCAGAUUUGGUAAUAUUUGCAGAAUUAUUUUGGAAUCCAUCAACUUUAUUACAGGCAGAGGAUCGGGCACAUAGGAUUGGUCGUCAAGGAUGUGUUGACAUCAAGUAUAUUUUGGUUAAAGACACAUCGGAUUCCAUACAAUGGGAAAUGGUGCGUCAGAAAUUGAAAGUCGUUGGUAAAAUGCUUGACAAUAAUAUUGAGAAAGUUACAAUGGAGGAAGGAACAUCUUUUGGUGCAAUUGAUCCUGAUCUCCUUUCUUGGUUUGGAAAAGAAAAAUUGAAUAAUGAUCAAAAUUCUUCACAUUCAUCAAUGAACGAUUUAGUAAAUGAUGAAUCGAAAGAAGAUUUAAUUGAUUUAGUCGAUUUAGUAAAGGAUGAAUCGAAAGAAGAUUUAAUUGAUUUAGUUGAUUUAGUAAAGGAUGAAUCAAAAGAAGAAGACUUAAUUGAUUUAUUUGAUUUAGUCAAUUAUGAUGAUGAUUUAAUUAAUUAUGAUGUGAAUGUGAAUGUGAAGGAUGAGACUAAAGAUAAUGAUUUAGUCAAAAGUGAUGAGACGAAAGAUGAUGAUUUAAUAAAGGGUGAUGGGAAGGACGAUUUAUUAAUGCAUGAUUUAGAAAAGGACGAUAUUUUUCCACUCAUGGAUUUUGAUGAUUUUGAUGAAUGGGUAAAAUCCGAUGAUACUUUAUUUCCAAAAAUCGAAACAACUUGUCACGAGGGUGAAAUCAUCGAUUCAAAUAUUAAUCUUGACAACGAUAGCGAGAAUUUAACACUUUAUGACAAUCAUAACAAUCUAAUUGAUAAUGAGAAUGAGACCAAAUCCAAAUGUCACUGGAAUUCUGAUUCUUUCGUUUGUUAUUUAAAAUUCAUUAAUAAUUAUAUUUGGCCACCUCAAAAUAUUAUGGAAUCUCAGGAAUUUAAAUUUUUAAUUAUUAAACAUUAUGUAAAUAGUAUGGAUAUCAAAGAUUGUAAAUUAGAUGAUGAAUUAGAUGAUAAAUCCUUUAAUCCCGAAAUUAUUUGUCAACAACUUGGAUUUAAUUCUUUUGAAGAAUUAUCUUCACAUUUUAGAGAUGAUAAAUUUCCACCGGAAGAUUCUUCAAUUUGUAAACGUGUUGGAAAUAGUUGGUUUGUAUCAGCUUUAGGAGUAUUAUCAGCGCAUCCACAUCUUUUAGAAAAAGUUAUUCCAAAAUGGUCAUUACAAGAUUGGAAUCAUAGCGAAGAACCAGGAAAACAGUUAGGAAUGUAUAAUUUUAGGGAUACUGAGCAAUGGAUAGAAGUAAUAAUUGAUGAUUAUCUUCCAACAAGAAAUGGACAAUUAAUUUAUGCACAUUCAAAAGAUCCCCGAGAAAUGUGGUGUUCCUUAUUAGAAAAAGCUUAUGCAAAAUUAUGUGGAGGAUAUAGAAUUUUAGAAACAGGUGCAGCUUCAGAUGCCAUAGUUGAUUUAACUGGAACAGUACCAGAAACAAUUGAAUUAAAUAAAGAAGGAAUAUUAGGUCAAUUAGGUGAAAAAGGAUUAAUAAAUUUGAUGAAAAUGGAAAACUCUAAACAUUCAUUAAUGAGUUGUUCUAUAAAUGCGUUUGAAGAAGAGAGGAAAUACGAGCUUUUACCAAAUGGAUUGGUUGUUGAGCUUCCGUAUGGUAUAACGGAUAUACAAGUAGUAAAAAUCGGAGUACUUAAAAUAAAUAACGAAAUUGUUCUUAUAAAACUACAUAAUCCAUGUAAUGAAGUAGAAUGGAGUGGACCAUGGUCAAAUAAAUCACCGGAAUGGAAUUUAGUUGAUAAUAUAAAACGAAAUAAAUUAAUUGUUCAAGAUGGUGAUUUUUGGAUGUCAUUCCAUGAUUUCAUAACAAAUUUUAAUUCUUUGGUAAUUUGUCGACAUUUAAAUACAUCAUUAUUUUCAAGAGGAAAACGUUGGCAUGGAACAACUUUUUAUGGAGAAUGGUCAAUAGAAAAUGAAACAGCGGGAGGAUGUAUUAAUAAUAAUUCAACAUUUUAUCAAAAUCCUCAAUAUUUAAUUAGAAUUAACAAACCUACCACAGAUCUCGUUAUAUCACUUAUGCAAAGUGAUCAUCGAUCCGAGAUAGGUGUAGAAUAUAUAACGAUUGGAUUUAUAUGUUUAAAAGUUGAGGAAAAUCGAAAAUAUCGAAUUCAUAAAUCAACGUACGAAGUGGUUGGACGAGUCACCUACAUAAAUUCACGUGAAGUUACUAAAAGAAUAACACUUAAUGAGGGACAAUACAUUUUAAUUCCUUCAACUUAUAAUAUAGGAGAUGAAGGGGAAUUUUUUUUAAGAAUUUUUUCAUCCAAAGAAAUAAAUAUAAAUUUAUUAAAAAAAGAUGCACCCAAAAAAAAUUGGUAUUAUCCAAUUCUUUAUCAACGUAGAGCUUAUUAUGUGGGAAUGGUUAGAGCGAAAAUAAUAUGUGGACAAUUUAAUCGAGAAAUAACUAAAGGAUUUGUACGAAUAAUAUUUUUGGAUUUAAGGAGUCGAAUUAAAAAAGCUGUAAUUUCACCAAUAUUUAAUAAUUCAUUUGAACCUGAUAUAGAAGCCGAAUAUUUAUUUUAUGUAAGAAAUCCUUCAUUAGCCACAAUCAUAUUUCAACUAUAUGAAUGUUCAACAUUUGGUAAAGAUAAUAUUAUAGGAGAAGUAAAAAUAUUAUUAGGACAUUAUGCUAAAUCUAGUAAAGAAGGAAGAUUUUGGGAAAUUACCAAAACUAUGACUCGAGUUAUUAAAGCACCUCCUAGCGGUGAAGAUAAUAAUGAUGAAGCACAUAUUCUAAGAAGUUUUCCAAAACAAAAACUCGUUGUAACACCGAUGGAAAAAGGAAGAACAGAUAAAGGAUUUUUAAUACCGAUAACAGUAGAUGCGGGAAUUGGUGAAUUAAAAAUAAGAAUGAUUUAUCUUCGGGGAAAUAUAUUUCAACUAUUCCAAAAUACCACAUCAAUAUGA
This is a messenger RNA of Diversispora eburnea, 5703 nucleotides long. Lineage: Eukaryota; Fungi; Glomeromycota; Glomeromycetes; Diversisporales; Diversisporaceae. The record is from the annotation of a GenBank genome assembly.